GAGCAAGCGUGUAUACCAACAUGGCCGCCUGGCAGGAGAAGCUGUGGUCAGAGAGCAAGAGGAAGAAAAGUAGCGCGACAGCUUUCUGGUCUGUGGGAACCUUGUGGCUGGCUUGUUUCACGGCACGGGGUGUGGCGGGUGGCGAUCCUCCACUGAAGUGCGAAGACCUGCGAAUCGGACAAUAUCUUUGUGAAGAUCCUAAAAUAGACAAUGAGACACAAGAACCAUUGAAGUGUACAAAUCACACUGCAUACGUUGCCUGUCUUCCAGCACCAAAUACUACUUGUAAGGAUUUCAAUGGGAAUGAAACUCAGUUUACUGGAAAAGAAAUUGGAUUUUACAAGCCCAUAGAGUGUCGAAAUGUAAAUGGUUACUCCUAUAAAGUAGCAGUAGCUCUGUCCUUAUUUCUUGGAUGGUUGGGAGCAGAUAGAUUUUAUCUAGGAUAUCCUGCAUUAGGUUUGUUAAAGUUCUGCACAGUAGGGUUUUGCGGAAUUGGUAGUUUGAUUGACUUCAUUCUGAUUUCAAUGCAAAUCGUGGGACCUUCAGAUGGCUCUAGUUACAUCAUAGAUUAUUAUGGAGCAAGACUUACCAGACUGAGUAUUACCAAUGAGACAUUCAGAAAACCUCAAGUAUACCCUUAAACCUUCCAAGUUCAACUCUACUCCCUCCAUACUGGUGUGAAGAACAUGCCUGAAUAAUAAAUGAUGCAAGGAGACUGUCUUCAAAGCACAUGUUUUGAUUGAAACAUCUGGAUCAUCAACACUCUCUGCACAAGCUAAAAGUAGCAGCCUACUUCAUCACAUAAACUACUGGUUACACAAAAGGAGUUAGGAUCUUGUGCCAUGGUUUUUAAUAAUAACUAGCCUUGUUGAGAAGAGGACAAUGACUUGCCUUUUAAGUUAUUUUGUUAAAUAAGAAUAAAGAGUGGACAUAAUUUAUGAAAUAUACAUCAAGUACUGUACAGUGAACUAAAUACAAGUUGUAUAAAAACUGAAAAGUUUGUGUGUGGACGUACAGGGAAAGGCGGGAAGAAAUGACCUCACAUUCAGCAUCCCUUUCCCUAUUGCUCUUUAAAAGCAAGAAGAGAAUUCAAACAAAAAAAAAUGUUGUUUUACAGAUGUACCAAGUUCCAGCUCAUUCACUCCCUCCCUUGCAUCUAGUACAUCCUGUACUUUUGGCAACAAGUUGACUGGAUAUUUAAAAGCUGCGAACUGCUCUGAAAGUUUCACAUAGUGGGUUAUGGGCCAUGUGUGUUUGAUCAAAAUUCAAUUACUGUGCUGUGCCAGGCUUGGAAACCUAUCAUUGCAAGUUAUGAAGUAUGACGAAAUAAGCUACUCUAAUUGGUUCAGUAUGGGGAGCAGUCUCAACCAAGCUUGUUAUGAUAAAUAGCUUCCUGUGUUAAAGGUUCUCUGGAGCUUAAGUGUCUUGGCUCACCUCCUUCAACAGAAUAAGAAUAUUGUUCCCCAGAAACGCUUACAUCACUGUCCCUCUUCCCAAUUCAGAAUCAAACGUUUGUAGCAAUUUCAUCUAGCUAUUCUAGAAGAAUUUAAACAAUGGCCAUAUCUGUCAUUUCCCUUGUCUUCCAUUCUGUCACGUCUCCUUUCAAUCAAAGUACUUUGAGUCCCGUGUAUGCAGUGAUAUAAAGAGUAUUUUAAUAUUUCAACACAACUACUGUUAUUGGCAAUUCCUCUUUUGUUGGCUAUGUUGCCACUUGGGAAAUUGGAACUGUUGUUCAAAGUUGAGCCUGCUUUAUGAGAGUUAAAAUAAGAGGGAGAAUGCAUUGUGGCCAUAAACCUAGAUCUGCAGUUGUUAAACAGAUGACUGAAAGUGAGCUCAGUUCCAUAGAUAAGAAUACUCACUUCAUAAUUUUAGGAGGCUUAUGUACUGAAAGUAGUUUUGUUCUGUUAUCCUUGUGUCACAGUAAUAGCCAGCAGUGAAGGAUAGAGCACAGAACAAUCUCUGGCUACUGUAUGUGUAUGGUAGACGACACCAUUCACUGGUGUGUCAGAAUGGUUAUCUCAUAGUCUCAAACCACUUUAGAAGGAGGAUGUCAGAUAUUUUUUGUGUCUGCCAUUUUUGUUAAGGGGUAGCUAGGGAAAAUAUGGACCUUUUUAGUGUCUUUAAUAGUUUGACUGGCUGGACUCAAAUUAGUUAUAUGAGUAGGUCAUAAUCUAAUGAUGAAAACAUACUAAUGCUGUUACGCAGGUACCAUUUGUUUUCUGAACUUUGAUCCCAUCAUAGCUUGCCAUUAUAUUUAAAUGUCCUGUUUAACCUUCUGCUGAAAGAUGUGCGUAAUGCUGAAGUCGGCAUUUCCAGCUUGUACUAGAUCUACUGCAAAAAAAAAAAAACCUCUCAAUUUUAAAAAGCAAUCUCCUUAGUCAUCACUUAAUCAAGCAAUGACUAAGUGCAGCAAUACAAAAUUAGGGGGAGGGAAACUUGGUACAAUAAAUGUAGGCAUCCGUAUCUGAGUCAGAUGAGAAAUAAAUCUUGCCAUUGCUUUUGUAAGUAGGAUGUGAUCAAAUAGUUUAGGAUGUGGGGAGGGAGUAUAUAAUGUAAAAUGUCCUUAGCCUGAAUAUUGCACUGUGUAGGUUUUGGGGGUUUGGGGUUCUUUUAAAACAAUAGCAGGUAGAUGACAGUAAUCAUGUUAUGGCUUUUAAUAAAGUUCCUUCAAGUAGUAACUUUACCUUUAAAAAUAGAAUGUGACUGUAGGCACUUAUGCUAAUCUUCCUUUUGGCAAAUCAGCUUUUUUUUUGUAUUGAAUCUCGCUUGAUUGAAUAGCACUGGAGCUGCCAGAGUAAAUGCUAUUAUCAAUGUACAGUAAUUAAGGAAAUAGUCCUUGUCACUCGAACAGCGUCCAGGCUGUGCCUGCUGUAAUAAAGUUAAAUGAUAAAGAAAUCUCUUUAAAUAAAGUGCAGCUACUGGAGUGUGGUUACUUCUGAAAUGCAGUGGAACAAUGCAGUGGAGAAUUAUUGGUGAUAGGAAAGUAUGCCCACUGAACACAAUGUGAAUGUAGAUUUAUAAAACAUAUAAUUAGAUAACAUUAAAUGAUUAAUCUCUUGAUUUAGAGCUACGGAAGCAUAUUUUAAACUUCCAUCUCUAAAAAUUGAGAGGCUCAGAACUCAUUUGUGUUCCUUGCUCUUAUGGCUCUUCAAAGUAUACUAUGUGCUCUUUUAUAUUUUCAUGUGUAUUUGCAAGUUGUACAACUUGAAUUUUGUCAAACUGGCUUGUAGGGUGAUAUUUAAUCUACCAUAUUCUAGAGAAUUAAUGUCUCCGAUUUAAAUCUUAAGGAUAUUGCAUGAACAUGUGAAGCUGAUAUCAAUUAUGAUUCAAAAUGUGGUUUUCGUCUAGGGUAGUUUUUGCAUAUCAAAUGUUUUCUGCCACCAUGAUAGUUAUAUGUGAUUUUUGUAUUUAGCAUACAAACUAAUGAAGAACUUACCCUGAAAGCCUGUACUUGUCAGUCAUCAUCAUGAAGAUACUACUAGCAGAUAAUAUCAUUGGCAUUGCAGUCUGAACCAAGGAGAUUAAAACCAGUAGUGCGUGAUUUUCAGAAA
Messenger RNA from Elgaria multicarinata webbii, 3551 nucleotides. RefSeq names its product TM2 domain containing 1 (gene TM2D1). NCBI's taxonomy places the organism in Eukaryota, Metazoa, Chordata, Lepidosauria, Squamata, Anguidae. The record is from RefSeq and is a predicted model, not a curated record. The transcript has 7 exons. The coding region runs from base 21 to 641 and encodes 206 amino acids.